Labrus mixtus (cuckoo wrasse) is the source of this 1938-nucleotide messenger RNA. RefSeq names its product abhydrolase domain containing 3, phospholipase (gene abhd3). Gene Ontology annotation, molecular function: glycerophospholipid phospholipase A1 activity; acetylesterase activity; monoacylglycerol lipase activity. The transcript is spliced from 9 exons. Lineage: Eukaryota; Metazoa; Chordata; Actinopteri; Labriformes; Labridae. The coding region runs from base 87 to 1325 and encodes 412 amino acids. The record is from RefSeq and is a predicted model, not a curated record. Gene Ontology annotation, biological process: medium-chain fatty acid catabolic process; phosphatidylcholine metabolic process; medium-chain fatty acid biosynthetic process.
ACAGUGGGCUCACAGGCAGACAGAGCUGACUUUCAAACCGAGCUGCCCGCUGUCCUCGCACUCUGGGUGACAACAGGGACCUUGCAAUGAUCUCGCUGGACUUUAAUUUCAACAUUUUGACAAGGGACCUUUCGCAUUAUCUGGAAAAUCAAGUGAAAGUUGGAUUAUUCGGCUCGGGAGUAGGGCUGUCUCUGGUGCUCGGUUUUAGCGCAGCAUACACCUGCUACUAUUUGAUUUCAGUAGCGAAGAAGCCACAGCUCAUCUCUGGGGGUAAGAAGUUCUACCAGUUUCUGAGGGAACAAUGUCCAGUAGUGUCCGAGACCUACUACCCCACCUUUUGGUGCUGGGAGAGCCGCAUCCAGACUCUGUUGAGACCCUUUGUCACAGCCAAACCUGGGGUCAACUACAGAAAUGAGCUCAUUAAGGCGGCAGAUGGAGGACAGAUCUCUUUGGAUUGGUUUGACAACGACGACAGCCUCGCUCAUCCCGACCCCGCCACUAGACCGACUGUCCUCCUCCUCCCCGGUCUGACCGGCACUAGCCGAGAGUCCUACAUCCUGCACAUGGUCCAACAGAGCCGAGAUCUGGGUUACAGAUGUGUGGUAUUCAAUAACAGAGGGGUUUCUGGUGAAACGCUCCUGACUCCGAGGACCUACUGUGCAGCCAAUACAGAAGAUCUGGAGACAGUUAUUGAGCACAUCCAGAAGAAUAAUGAAGCUGCUCCCAUCAUGGCUGCUGGAGUAUCAAUGGGAGGGAUGAUGCUCGCCAACUACUUGGGGCGCAAGGGCCGGGAAACCUGUCUGAAAGGGGUGGUGGUCUUCUCGGCAGGCUGGGAUGUAUUUGAGUGCACCGCGUCACUGGAAAAACCCCUGGACCGCUUCCUCUUCAACUCCUACCUCACAAGCUGCCUGCAAGCCUCCGUGCACAGACACAGACCAGUGCUCGAGCAGAGUUACGACAUCGAUCAUGUCAUGAAGGCAAAGACCAUUCGGGAGUUUGACGAGAGGUUCACCUCCAUUAUGUUCGGCUAUCCUACCAAUGAUGACUACUACCAUGAUGCCAGUCCUGUCCACAGGCUGAAAUCUGUGCAGGUGCCAAUGCUGUGUCUGAAUGCUGCUGAUGACGUCUUUUCCCCGUCCCAUGCCAUUCCGGUGGAAGUAGUGAAGCAGAAUCCCAACCUGGCCCUGCUCAUAACUUGUCACGGCGGCCAUAUUGGUUUCCUGGAAGGCCUGUGGCCUCGGCAGAGCACUUACAUGGACCGAGUCUUCAAGCAGUUUGCUAAAGCGGUUAUCGAACAAGGCGGCCGACUCAACGACCUCUCCUGAUAAGAGAGUUUUACUUUCAUUCUUCCUCUGAAUUUCCUGCCUUCCUGUAAUCUUUUCUUCCAUUCAUGUCGUUCAUCUUACUUUGAGUGCUGCAUUCCAUACUUUAUUCCUUCCAACUAAUAUUUCCAUUCUUUCAUUGUCCUUCCUUCCUUCCUUCCUUCCUUCCUUCCUUCCUUUGACCUGUUUUCCCAUUCACCCUUUGCCUUCAUCUCUCGGUUCAUCAUUUGUGCCUUCCCUCUCUACCUAAUCCUAUUCUAUGUGUUUCCUUCCUUCCAUUGAUUUUCUUUUAUCAUUGUGCUUCCGUUCCAUUCUUCUUCCUGCCACAGGCAAAAAAAAAAAAAAACUUUCUUAUUUGAAAGGCGUAUCUUAUAUAUAUUAUAACGCAGCGUUUGUGUUGCAUUUAACAUGGCUUUAUUUAUUUCAUACAGUAAACAACUCAUUGUAUGUAACAUAGUAUGCUUUAAAAAAAAAAAAAACAAGAAUAGCUGUUCAUGUUAAUGUUGAAAAGCUGAAUCUGUGCUCAUCUUGAUUAGUUGCGUUAGCUAGCAAAAAAAAAAAAAGACUUUUACCUUGUGCAAUUAUUUGCGGUUAAAAUAAGAACUGUAAAUGAAAA